UUUGUUUCUUCUGCAAGAUCUGCAUCAUGUCUGUGAAAAAUAACAGUAUCAGCCCUCAUACCGAUACUUUUUUCCCUCGUCCUCCUCUCUAACCCAAUGAGCACCGCUCUGAUACGAGUCCCACCCUCACCCAGGCCAUAAGAAGAGAAAACCAGCAGACAUUAACGCAGGCCAACAUUUCUGUUUUAGGCCAUGGCUGACGUCAAGAUCUCAGAGGACCGAGACAAGCUGAAGCGAGGCCUGGUGAAGGUGUUGGAGUGUGUAGCCACCAUCUCAUCAGCAGCUGCUGUGGUGAACCCCAUCUUUGGUGUGGCAGGCUCACUGAUCCGCGUCGUGCUCCACCACGUGGAUGAUGAGGAGAUUCAAACCCUCCGACGCGAGUUUGGCAGCGUGAACCGAGCCUUGGAUAAGCUUACAGAACAGAACCGCAGUGCGCUGCUCCAGAUCAAGAAGGAGACAUUGGACGGGCAGUACAACAGCGUAGAGCAGAACCUACGCAACCAGUUCCGUAAGUUCAUGGAGGUGGUGGAGGCACGGCCCAAGCACAAGAAGCGCAAGCGCGAUGAUUUCGAGGAAAGCUAUGCCAACGACAUGGGCGACCAAAACCUGCACACACUCUAUGAUGGCGUAAUGGGCAAGCCCAAGCUCUUCAGCCGGCCCAUCCUCGAGGUCUACAUGACUCACUCACAAGGAGAUCGUAGGGUGAUGGAGAACCUGUGCACACGCCUCACCUACCUGUUCUGCAUAGGCCUCAUCGCUCUGAUUGGUUACGCCGCCAUCAUUGGUGAUGAUGAGGAGGGCCUGAGUGAGGAGUGGGCCGAGAAGAUGGAGAACGUGCAAGAGAGGAUGCAGGAGGUGCUCCGGAGGUGCAAGUGAUUCCUUCCCCCUGAUUCACACAAGUUUAAUGUUACACUGAAACUAUUUACUGUCACAAUCCUUAAUAAAACAGACAGAAUUGUAUAUUGGUGCACAAAUUUCAGGGCCAUGAGUUUUUAUUUUUAAGUUAUUGACAUACCCCAACUUGGAAAGUCAGAACAGAAAUUUGAGUUCCUGAGUGAUAAUUAUGACAUUGUGGUGGCGUUCAUGUGCAUCACCUUCUAAUUACAAUAUCUAUGACAGGACUUGAAGGCAGCAUAUUGUGUGGGCGGUUCUAGCAUUGGCAUGUACAAUUAGAACUCAGCAGUUUAUUGUGUGGCAUUUAUGUCUUAAACACUGGUGUUUAGAUUAUACAAACAUGCCACAUGUUCCAUGGUUUUACAGUGCCCUAGCCAGUGGUUUGUGUUAUAGCACUCUGGUUGGAGCAGUUGUAGAUUCAUAUCAUAGGGCCCAAACAAUGGACCCUUACCACCCUAAAUUCACCCCUGCUCGUAGAGGUUGACUCAAACAUUUGAACAUUCUUAUAAUGCAAAUAAGUCUCCGUGUUGUGCUUGUUUUGAGUAAUAAUUAGGUCUUUGUUUGUGGAUACACACUUGCACCUUUGAAGAGGUGUGUCAGUUCUCUAUAACUCUGGCACUCUUAGUUACUCUAUUAUAUUCCAGUGCUUUUUCUUUCCAUCUUCAAUUAAUUAUUAUAAAACUUGAUUUUUUAAAAUAAUAAUUCUAAUAAUUGUACAUUAAUAAAAAAAAUCAAUUAUAAUACUUUAAUUUGUCCCUCAUAAUACAUUUUGACACUUUGGAGAAUAUGGUAACAUUUGGCAAGGUCUCAGAAGCACCUCCAGCUGCUAAUGCUAAUUUAAAAAAAUGGGAAAAAAACAAAAACAAACAAAAACAAACAAAAAAAAAACACACACACACACACACAACAACCCUAAACCAAUAAACACUAGCCAAAUAUGACUGAUGUAGAAAUAAAGAAAUCAAAGCACCCAUUUCAACAAUGUACUGAUCUUGGACUAACCAGGAGCACUGUUUUCUCUAAACAUGUAUACAUUGAUUUAGAUUAAAUUACGAUUAUUUGUUUAGACGGUUCAGUUCAUUAAGGAUCUAAAUCUAUAUCCUGUUUCUACAAGGUUGGUAGAGCCAGAGAAUUCAUUACGCUCUGGAAUUGUUAUUCCUAGAGUUGGAUUACUCA
Ictalurus furcatus (blue catfish) is the source of this 2070-nucleotide messenger RNA. RefSeq names its product protein rapunzel-like. The record is from RefSeq and is a predicted model, not a curated record. The transcript has 2 exons. Lineage: Eukaryota; Metazoa; Chordata; Actinopteri; Siluriformes; Ictaluridae. Bases 193 to 876 code for a protein of 227 amino acids.